Messenger RNA from Parus major (Great Tit), 3363 nucleotides. Its product is annotated as fas-binding factor 1-like. NCBI's taxonomy places the organism in Eukaryota, Metazoa, Chordata, Aves, Passeriformes, Paridae. The record is from RefSeq and is a predicted model, not a curated record. The coding region runs from base 149 to 3262 and encodes 1037 amino acids. Gene Ontology annotation, cellular component: centriole; ciliary transition fiber; ciliary basal body. The transcript has 26 exons. Gene Ontology annotation, biological process: cilium assembly; establishment of epithelial cell polarity.
UUCGUUGCUACGGCAACGGGGGCCUUCCAUGAGGACGGCGCGCAAUAUGGCGGCGCCCAUGGCGAGCGCGGCGUCGGCGCCGGGACAGGGUUGAGCUCGGGGGACCCGGAGCCGGCACCGGGCAGGGGCAGCUUGGGAUCGCCCGGCAAUGGCGGACGGGCUGGGACGCGCCACGGCUGCCAAGGCCCGGAGCAGGAUACCAGAUCCCAUCGAGGACGUGCUCGGGGAGCUCCUGGGGUUCGAUGAGGAGCCCCCGGCUCCCCCUUGGCGAGGUUCCCGGGCCCCCUUCCCGCAGGUCAGCCCCAGGGAGAGCCUGGAUCCGGAUUCCGGAGGCAAAUUCCCAGCGGGGAACGAGAAAUUCCCAACGGAGAAUGGAGAAGGGGCGAAGGAGCUGGAUCACCUGGAUGAGCUGGAUGAGCUGGAUGCGGAAAUCCUGGGAAUGGCCAGAGUCGGGUCCAGGCUGGGGAAACACGCUGGGAAGGGGCCAGGUCCUGGAAGAGGGGCGUUCCCAGAUCCGGGGGACCCCCUGGAAAAGCCGUACCCGGAGGAGCCGGCGGGGCCUGGGAACAGCUCCGGGAACAAAGCGGGACGGAGCAGGGACAGCGCCCCACCACGUCCUGAUCUCACCUUUGGGGACGAUGUCGAUGACCUGGUGGAUUCCCUGGGGCUCGGGAGCGGUGCCGACGGAGCCAGGAACGCGCAGGAAACACCAGGAGGCCAGGGGCUCCGGAAGGGCCACACCGGGAUCCAGGAGCUGCUGGGAAAAACCCCAGAGCAGCCGGGAAAAGCGGAAUUGCAGCCGGAUCCCAAGGAGCAGGAGCAGACGGGGCUGGGCAGGUGCCGAGAGGAGCCAGAUUUUCCCUUCGGGUUCUACGAGCCCUCGGUGGCCUCAGGGACUGGGCAGAGACGGGGACGGAGGUGUCUGGUUGGGAGCAGCUCCCGACGUCCCUCUGGGGCCACCUGGCUGGGGCUGAAGGAUGAGGAUUUCCCAGGAUUGGGAUCGAAGGAUGAGGAUUUCCUGGGAUUGGGACAGAAAGACAAAGAUUUCCCAGGACUGGGACAGAAGAACAAGGAUUUCCCAGGAUUAGGACAGAAGAACAAGGAUUUCCCGGGACUGGAACAAAAGAACGAGGAUCUCCCAGGGUCAGGGCCCGAUCCCCCGGGACAGGAGGAUGGGAGCUGGCUCAGCGCUGCCCUGGCACGGAAACAAUCCCAGGCUGAGGCUCCAGAGCGGAGUUCCCACACCCAGAGGGUCCCGGAGCCCCCCGAGCCCAGCAGGCUGGAUCUCCCCAUCAGGACACAGCCCCGUGGGCAGGUGGCAGCAGCAGUGCAGGAGGUGCCGGGUCCUGCCACGCCCGCUCAGGAGGAUCUGCUGCCAGCCCAGCCCUGCUUGGAGAAUCCCCGAGCUCUCCCGUCCUGGCUCUGCCCAGAGCAUCCAGGAGCUUUCCCAGCCCAGAAGCGCCAGGAGGAUCUGGAAACAUCCCAGCCCCACCAGGAGGAUCCAGGGGCUCUCCCCUCCCAGCCCCACCAGGAUUCCCAAACUCUCCAGUCCCAUCCGUGCCAAGAGCAUCCAGGCUGUGGGAUCACCCUGCGCAGCCUCCAGGCCCGGGUGGAGGAGCUGGAAAACCAGGUGCGGACUCUGGAGCUGGAGCGGGCGCAGCGGGGAGCGGUCCUGGAGAGCUCCUACAGGAGUCAGGGAAAGGUGGAGAAACAGCAGGAGAGACCACAGCGGGAAAAGGAGCAAAUCCCAUCCCGGAGCCAGGGCACGGCACAGGAUCACCCCGGAUCCCAGGAGCGGGAUGAGCAGCUCACAGCGCUCCAGGACAGGCUGUGCCGGCAGCAGCGGGAUGCAGAGCGGGAGCAGAGCCGGCUCCAGGAGGUUGUGGCUGACUUGGAGACCAGGCUGGGAGAGCGGGAGCAGCUCCUGGAGCAGGUGAGGCCCUACCCCAGAGCUGUGCCCGUGUCCGUGCCCGGCCUCCUGCCGAGCUGCCCCGUGUGGCUGCAGGAGCGCCGCAGGGCCGCGGCCGAGCGCUCCAGGGCGGAUUCGCUGCGGGACGCGCUGGAGGAGCAGCGCCGGCUCUCGGCACAGCUGCUGGCCAUGGAGAGGGUGGCGCUGGACGAGGCCAAGGGCACGUGGCUGGAGGAGCAGCGCGCAGAGCUCCAGGAUCGCUCCGAGGAGCGGCGGCGGCUGGCGGCCGCCUGGGCCGAGUUCCACACCCGGGAGCGGCUGAGCCGGGAGCGGGCGGAGCAGGACAAGGAGCGGGCCCUGGGCAUGGAGUCUGCUCUGAGGAGCCUGGCCAAGGAGCAGGCAGAGCUGAAGUUCCGGGGCCGGGAGCUGAGAUCCAAGGAGGAGCAGCUGGCGAGGGACAGGGAGGAGCUGGACGAGGCCCAGCGGGAGCUGAGGCUGGAAAAGGAGAAGGUUCUCCGGGCCGAGCAGCGCCUGCGGGAGCGGGAAGAGCAGAUCCAUGCCCUGGCUGAGCGCUCGGAGCAGCAGCACCAGGACGGGGAGCGGGCGCUGCGGGAGGCACGGAGCGUCCAGGCCGAGCAGCGGGAGCGGCUGCAGGCCCUGCGGGAGCAGCGGGAGCAGCUGAGGCAGCAGGAGCAGCGUCUGCACCAGGACCGGCUGAGCCUGGAGCGGCAGAGGGAGCAGCUCCAGCGGCUCCGGGAUGAGCUGUCCCCUGCUCCAGGGACGCUGCUGGGGACAGUCCCCAUCAAUGGGCUGGCUCCGGUGGCUCCUGGGCUCCUGCCUCCCGUGGGGAUGUUCCUGGGGGACAGCAGGGACCACCCAGGCUCGGCUGCACUCUAUGGACACCUCCUGCUGCUCAAGCACCGUGCCCAGAUGGGCUCUGUGACUGUCCCAGUACAGAACCGGGGCUGCUCUGUGACAUCAGCCCCAGGCAGGGCUCGGGGGGCUCCGGAGGGGACACGCUGGGCUCUGGCCGCUGUCACGGUGUCCCCAGCAUGGCUCCGCUGUGGCUGCUUGUCCUGCUGGCCCUGGCUGCGCCCUCCUGGGGCACCUGGGACACCUGCGACGGCACCUGCGGGCUCCGCCCCAUGGCCGAGGAGUUCGGGAACGGCGCCGGGGCCGUGCCCGGGGCUUGGCCGGGGCUCACCAGCAUCCAGGACCCGCGCAGGGCCGGCAGCGGCCACGUUUGCGGUGGGACCCUCAUCAGCCCCGCGUGGGUUCUCACCGCCGCCCGCUGCUUCCUCCACACCAGGAAUGUCAGCACGUGGCGCGUGGUCCUGGGGGCCUCAGACCUGAGCGACCCCGGCCCCGAGGCGCAGGUGCGGCAGGUGCGGCGGCUGCGGAAGCACCGGGAGCUGGACGUGGCCCUGCUGGAGCUGGAGCGGCCCGUGGAGUGC